This is a messenger RNA of Tachyglossus aculeatus (Australian echidna), 2694 nucleotides long. RefSeq names its product ERCC excision repair 6 like 2 (gene ERCC6L2). The record is from RefSeq and is a predicted model, not a curated record. Gene Ontology annotation, molecular function: ATP-dependent chromatin remodeler activity; ATP binding. The coding region runs from base 1 to 2694 and encodes 897 amino acids. The transcript has 21 exons. NCBI's taxonomy places the organism in Eukaryota, Metazoa, Chordata, Mammalia, Monotremata, Tachyglossidae.
AUGAAGCUGCCAGGCCGGUCCCCCGGGCCGUUGGAGAAGCCCCGCUUCCCCGGGCGGGAGACGCCGUCGUCAGGCCCCGCUCUGGUCCUGGCCGAGGACGGGGCCCGCGUCCCCUUCGCCAUCGACCGCUACCUUCGGGGCUACCAGCGAGACGGCGCCCGCUUCCUCUACGGCCACUACGCCCGCGGCCGGGGCUGUGUACUGGGCGACGACAUGGGCCUGGGCAAGACCAUCCAGGUGAUUUCCUUCCUGGCGGCCGCCCUGGGCAAGACGGGGACCCGGCAGGACGUCGAGGACAACCGCCCCGACUUCCUGAGGAGGGGGAAGGACGGGGGGGGACGCCCGCCCCGGUCACCGACGGCGGGGGGGUUGGCCGAUCGCCCGCCGCAGAUGUUCCUGAUCGUGGCCCCGCUGUCGGUGCUGUACAACUGGAAGGAUGAACUGGACGCCUGGGGCCAUUUCCGCGUGGCCGUCCUGCACGGCGGCAAGAGGGACGCCCAGCUGGGCCGGGUGAAGCGGGGCAGGUGCGAAGUGGCCCUCACCACCUACGAAACCCUCCGCCUUUCCCUGGAGGAGCUCAACAGCCUGCAGUGGUCGGCGGUCAUCAUGGACGAAGCCCACCGCCUGAAGAACCCCAGGGCCCGGAUAACGGAGGCCACGAAAGCGCUGCGGUGCCCGGUGCGCAUCGGCCUCACGGGCACCGCCCUGCAGAACGACAUGAAGGAGCUCUGGUGCCUCAUGGACUGGGCGGUGCCGGGCCUCCUCGGGAGCGAGGCGAGCUUCCGGAAGCGCUUCUCCGAGCCGGUGGAGCGGGGCCAGCGGCACACGGCCACGCGGAGGGAGCUGGCCACGGGCCGCCGGGCCAUGCGGGCGCUCGGCCGGAAGCUGGCCGGGCGCUUCCUCCGCCGGACCAAGGCCCUCAUCGGGGACCAGCUGCCCAAGAAGGAAGACAGGGUGGUCUACUGCGCCCUGACGGACUUCCAGCGGGCCGUCUACCAGGCGGUGUUGGACACGGAGGACGUGGCCCUGGUCCUGGGGGGCGGCGAGCCCUGCCCCUGCGGCCGCGGCCGGAGGCGGAAGAACUGCUGCUACCAGGCCAACGGACACGGCGACACGGUGAAGACGCUCUACUUCAGCUACCUGGCGAUCCUCCGGAAGGCCGCCAACCACGCCGCCCUCCUCCGCCCCGGCGGCGGGGCCGCCCAACGGCAGGAGACGCACAUCCGGAGGGUCUGCGACCGGGUGUUCGCCCGGUUCCCCGCCUUCGCGGAGCGGAGCCGGGAGGCCGCCUUCGAGACCAUUUCCGACUCCGAGUACAGCGGGAAGAUGAAGGUCCUGCAGCGGCUCCUCCAUCACUCCAGGAGGAACGGUGACAAAGUCCUCAUCUUCUCCUUCUCCACCAAGGUGCUGGACGUCCUGGAGAGCUACUGUUUGGGCGCCGGGCUGGACUUCCGCCGCCUGGACGGCCGCACGAAGCCCGAGGAGCGGCUCAGGGUGGUCAAGGACUUCAAUGGCUCCCGCCACGUCGCCGUCUGCCUCGUCUCCACCACCGCCGGUGGUCUGGGCCUCAACUUCGUGGGCGCCAACGUCGUCGUGCUCUUCGACCCCACGUGGAACCCGGCCAGUGACCUCCAGGCCAUCGACAGGGCCUACAGGAUCGGCCAGCGGCGCGACGUGAAGGUUUUCCGCCUCAUCUCCCUGGGGACGGUGGAGGAGAUCAUGUACCUGCGCCAGGUGUACAAGCAGCAACUGCACUGCGCCGCGGUGGGCAGCGAGAACGCCAAGCGCUACUUCGAGGCGGUCCGGGGUUCGAGGUCUCGCCCCGGGGAGCUGUUCGGGGCGCGCAACCUCUUCACGCUGAGGCCCCGCGGAUCCUGCCUCACCAGGGACAUCCUCCAGCGAGAAGGCCGGGUCGAAGCCGGGGUCCUGACGGCCACAAACUGGGUGACGGAGGAGCCCCCGGCGCGCCAAGCGGAGCUGCCCCCGCAGGAGGAGGAGGAGGAGGAGGAGGAAGAGGAGGACCACCUGGAGGAGGAGGACCAGGAGGAAGCGGCGGUCCACCCAGCCCCAUCCCGGAAACCAUCCUUGGACCGCAUGCUCGAGGGCAUGCCAGGGGUGGCCUUCGUCCACUCCAACCAGAAGGUGGUCGGCUCGAGCCGAGCGGAGGACCACAUGAGCCGCCGGGCUGUGAUAGACGUCUUCGAGCUCCGCCAGUUCUCCCAGCUCCCCGCCAACCUGGCCGUGGGCGGCCAAGAGCGCUCAGUACAGUCCCCGCCGCAGAACGUGCCGCGCAGGGUGGGAGCGCCGCCGCCGCCGCCCGGGGUCGUCCACCCCAUCACCUGGACGCGGAAGGAGGCUCGCCGGGUGGGCCCCGUCACCGUCCUCGUCGGAGAGACCCCCGCCGCCCUCCGAAGGAGACACCUGGCCGAGCUGACCUCCGACCUCGGGCUGCGGAGCGUCCAAGACCUGGCGCGGCGUGUAGUGGACGCCACGUCGCGGGAGCGGCAGGAGAUGCUGGCCGCCUUCUACGCGGCCCGCUGCCCCGAGGCGGCCGCCCUCCUCCCCCGGCCCGGAGGCGGCCAGUACACUCCCCGGGGGGGCCGCCGCCUCCGGGAGGGCCGCCCCGCUGUGGCGGGAGAACCAGGCCUUCCUGUGGAGAGGAGGAAGCUGAGGCCCGGAGAAGUGACCCGAUGA